Messenger RNA from Manihot esculenta (cassava), 2167 nucleotides. Its product is annotated as probable chlorophyll(ide) b reductase NYC1, chloroplastic. Gene Ontology annotation, molecular function: chlorophyll(ide) b reductase activity. The record is from RefSeq and is a predicted model, not a curated record. The transcript is spliced from 10 exons. Gene Ontology annotation, biological process: chlorophyll catabolic process; PSII associated light-harvesting complex II catabolic process. NCBI's taxonomy places the organism in Eukaryota, Viridiplantae, Streptophyta, Magnoliopsida, Malpighiales, Euphorbiaceae. Bases 189 to 1763 code for a protein of 524 amino acids.
AAUCACUGAAUCUCUCCCCUUCUGAUAUUUUAUUAUUUUCCUCAAAGCCCUUCUAAAUUCUUUGCUAACAAGAUAAAUAAGCAACGUGGUUUCAAAGAAAAACGUCAUCACACACACCCUUGCCUUGCCUUGCCUUGCCCCCAAAACAUUGGAAGACUGUACAUGAACUGCUCGUUUAGUUUUCACCCAUGGCUGCUGCACUAACUAGGCUUCACAUAUACCCACAAGCUAUAGAUCACUUUUCUUUCGGGGAACAAUUGAGAAAUGGUUUGCCAAGGCAAGGUUUUUUAUGGUCUGGUUCUGGUGGGCUGCAUAGGGACCGUCAUGGAUUAUACGUGCACAGGUGCAGGUCUUUUAGGUCUGAUGAUGGAGGGGAAGUGGGAGAGAAAAAGAACAUAAGUGAGAAAAAGUGUAAGGUGGUAAAAGAAAGCGAGGACAAAUUGAAGGAGGGAGAUGGGUUUUGGAGUACUUUGAAACAUGCUGUUUCUGGGUUUGGAAGAUUGGAUUCACAAUCAAAUGAAGAGCAUACGAAGGCUGUAGCUAAAUUGGAGGAGGUUCUUUCGUCGAUUGCUAUCCAAAUAGGAAGAUAUAUCGUCACUAUGAUGAGCACUGGUGUGAUACUUGCAAUUGGUUUUCAGUUGUCAGGUGGAGACAGUCAAAUGAAUACACUGAUCUGGUAUAGCUGGCUUGGAGGAAUUAUUAUUGGAACUAUGAUAGGUGCUAACAUGGUUUUAGAUGAACAUUGUCGAGCUGGUCCACGCAAUGUUGUUAUAACUGGAAGCACAAGGGGACUUGGAAAAGCACUUGCUCGAGAAUUUCUUCUGUCUGGCGAUCGUGUAGUUAUUGCUUCACGCAGCCAUGAGUCUGUAGAUACAACUGUCAAAGAGCUUGAAGAGAACCUCAGGGAAGGAUUGAUGACCGCCAAUGGUUCAUCUAGGACAAAUCUAGCGCAUGCAAAAGUGGUUGGCAUAUCUUGUGAUGUUUGUGAACCUUCCGAUGUGCAGAAAUUGGCAAAUUUUGCUGUCAAUGAGUUUGGAUCUAUUGACAUAUGGAUUAAUAAUGCUGGCACAAAUAAAGGAUUUAGACCCUUGCUGCAGUUUAAUGAUGAAGAUAUUCAGCAGAUUGUUUCAACAAAUUUGGUUGGAUCGAUUCUCUGCACUCGAGAAGCAAUGCGUGUCAUGGUGAACCAACCCAGGGGGGGACAUAUUUUUAACAUGGAUGGUGCUGGUUCUGGGGGAUCUAGCACCCCGCUUACAGCUGUUUAUGGAUCAACAAAGUGUGGUCUUAGGCAACUCCAAUCAUCGCUUCUGAAGGAGUGUAAGCGAUCUAAAGUCGGAGUACAUACAGCAUCUCCAGGCAUGGUCCUUACAGAUUUGCUAUUGAGUGGAUCAACUUUGAAAAAUAAACAAAUGUUUAAUAUCAUCUGUGAGCUUCCAGAAACAGUUGCUAGAUCUUUAGUUCCACGGAUGCGGGUCGUGAAGGGUACAGGGAAGGCCAUCAAUUACUUGACUCCUCCUAGGAUAUUACUUGCUUUGGUCACUGCAUGGCUGCGGCAAGGCCGCUGGUUUGACGACCAGGGAAGGGCAUUAUAUGCAGCUGAGGCAGAUCGACUUCGUAACUGGGCUGAAAACCGUGCUCGGUUUUCCUUCACAGAUGCAAUGGAGAUGUACACUGAAACUACUUGGGUAUCUGUGUUUUCACUUUCCAUUGUCUGUGCCUUCAUAAUUGUUUCAAGCACAGGUAGCACUUUUCCCGGCACCUGAGUGUGUCCGUAAACUGCUACUCGCGGGCGCAUUGAGAAUGUAUCAUAUCUACAAUGUACUUGUAGUUGAAGUAGCCUACUAAACUGUAUGCAAUCCAAGGCAACUUGAAGUCUGUUAAUGGCUGUCCUCCAUGCGAACUCUGGAGCACUGCUUAACCAUUCAUAAGCGCUCAGCUGUUUUAGAUGAUGAGCUCAGGUGACUAAUGAAGUAUCUUCUACCUGUAUUAUACGAGUCGGGGUUUGUAGGAUCUAAAUACGGGCAAGAAACAGAAUACAUAUUUGAUUUGUCAGUAGAGCAUUCUCUGCUACCCAGUAUGUCAUUUUUAGUGAAGCAUUAUGGACUUAGAUACUUGUAAAUGCAAUAUACAUGAAAAUGUUAAUGAAUUGAAUUCAAUGUUUUGUGUA